Eimeria necatrix is the source of this 792-nucleotide messenger RNA. RefSeq lists its product as hypothetical. The transcript has 2 exons. The record is from RefSeq and is a predicted model, not a curated record. Bases 1 to 792 code for a protein of 263 amino acids. Gene Ontology annotation, molecular function: protein binding. NCBI's taxonomy places the organism in Eukaryota, Apicomplexa, Conoidasida, Eucoccidiorida, Eimeriidae.
AUGCUCUCCGAAGCAGCAAGCACGCCGGGGCCUGCAGCAGCAGCAGAAGCAGCAGCAGCAGCAGAAGCAGCAGGAGCAGCAGCAGCAGCAGCAACAGCUGCUGCCCCUAGCUGCUGCCCGCAGCUGCCAGCCGCCUUUGUCCGCAGCUUGAGCAUAAUCAGCAGCAGCAGCCUGAGCAGCAGCGCAAGCAGCAGCAGCAGCAGCAGCAGCAGCAGCAGCAGCAGCAGCAAGCGCGAGCUGCUGUGCGCGGCCUCGAAGCAGCUGGCGCGGCUGCUGUGGCAGCAGCAGCAAGAUGCUGUUGCUGCUGCUGCUGUCUGCAGAGAAUGCAUGCAGUUUGCUGCAGCAGACACGGAGCUGCAUGCGCUGCUGUGUCGGCUGUCUCUACAGCUCGGCCGCAUGCAGGAGGCCGAAGAGGCCCUUAGGACCAUCAGCAGCAGCAGCAGCAGCAGCAGCAGCAGCAGCAGCAGCAGCAGCAGCAGCACAGUUGCUGAGCUGCAGGUGCAUCUAAUAGCUGCUGCGCUGCAGCGCGGGCCCCACAGCCUGCAGGACUUGGGGCUGCAUGCAGUGCGGCUGGCGCAGCAGCAAAGUGUCUCCUUUGCUGCAGUUGAGGGGGCUUUGCUGCUGCUGCGGCAGCGGGGGCUGCUGCAGCAGUGCGAAGAGGUUUGCUUCCAGCUCAAGCAGCAGCAGCAGCAGCAGCAGCAGCAGCAGCAGCAGCAGCAGCAGCAGCAGGGGGGGCACAGCAGCAGCAAGGCGAUGUUCGCAGCGUACUGCGAAGGGCUCGUCUCCAAGUAA